Messenger RNA from Salarias fasciatus (jewelled blenny), 2273 nucleotides. It is a transcript of the gene yars1, whose product is annotated as tyrosyl-tRNA synthetase 1. Gene Ontology annotation, molecular function: tRNA binding; tyrosine-tRNA ligase activity; ATP binding. The record is from RefSeq and is a predicted model, not a curated record. NCBI's taxonomy places the organism in Eukaryota, Metazoa, Chordata, Actinopteri, Blenniiformes, Blenniidae. Gene Ontology annotation, biological process: tyrosyl-tRNA aminoacylation. The coding region runs from base 116 to 1711 and encodes 531 amino acids. The transcript is spliced from 14 exons.
GCCAGGCUUCCGCUGAUGCAACACUCGGACACUGACAGCUCCUCGGCGGCUCCUCUCUGUCCACGACCCCCUCGGUGAGACCCCCGCACAGGCUCUGAGCUCAGGACUCGACGCCAUGGCAGAUCAACUGAGUCCGGAUGAGAAGUACCAGCUCAUCACCAGGAACCUCCAGGAGGUCCUGGGUGAGGAGAAGCUGAAGCAGGUUCUUCAGGAGAGGGAGCUCAAGGUUUACUGGGGUACGGCGACCACCGGCAAACCCCACGUGGCUUACUUUGUCCCCAUGUCCAAGAUAGCAGACUUCCUGAAGGCUGGCUGUGAGGUCACGAUCCUGUUCGCAGAUCUGCACGCCUACCUAGAUAACAUGAAGGCUCCCUGGGAGCUGCUGGAGCUCAGGGUGAAGUACUAUGAGCAGGUCAUCAAGGCCAUGCUGGAGAGCAUCGGUGUGCCUCUGGAAAAGCUCAAGUUUGUCAAAGGAACCGACUACCAGCUGAGCAGAGAAUACACGCUGGAUGUGUACCGUCUGUCAUCCAUGGUGACUGAGCACGAUGCCAAGAAAGCUGGAGCUGAGGUGGUCAAACAGGUGGAGCAUCCUCUGCUGAGUGGUCUGCUCUACCCGGGACUGCAGGCUCUGGAUGAGGAGUACCUGAAGGUGGACGCUCAGUUUGGAGGCGUCGACCAGCGAAAGAUUUUCACUCUGGCUGAGAAGUACCUGCCCUCUCUUGGCUAUGCAAAGCGAGCCCAUCUGAUGAACCCCAUGGUACCAGGACUGACCGGGGCCAAGAUGAGCUCUUCAGAAGAGGAGUCAAAGAUAGACCUCCUGGACUCCAAGGAGGAUGUGAAGAAGAAGCUGAAGAAGGCUUUCUGUGAGCCGGGCAACAUUCAGAACAAUGGAGUGCUCUCUUUUGUCAAAUAUGUUGUUCUCCCUCUGCGGCAAGAAUUCUGCAUCAAAAGAGAUGCCAAGUGGGGCGGAGACAAAGUUUACACCGUGUUUGAAGAAGUUGAGAAGGACUUUGCAGCAGAGAUGAUCCAUCCCGGGGAUCUGAAGGCCUCAGUGGAAGUUGCACUGAAUGAGCUACUGGAGCCAGUCAGAAAGAAGUUCGAGUCUCCUGAGCUGCGCAAGCUCACCAACUCUGCCUACCCCAGUGCCUCAAAGACGAAAGCGGGAGGAAAAGGUGCCGGCGGCGGUGGUGGUGGUGCUGGUGAUGAUGAACUUGCCCCCUCCAGACUGGACAUCAGGGUGGGGAAGAUUGUCAGUGUGGAGAAGCAUCCGGACGCAGACUCGCUGUACCUGGAGAAGAUCGACGUCGGGGAGCCGGAGCCGAGGACGGUGGUCAGCGGGCUGGUGGCCUACGUUUCACAGGAGGAGCUGCAAGACCGAACGGUGCUGGUGCUGUGCAACCUGAAACCGCAAAAGAUGCGAGGGAUCGAGUCUCAAGCCAUGCUGUUGUGUGCCUCAAUUGAAGGAGAGCCCAGGAGGGUGGAGCCACUGGACCCUCCAGAGGGUUCUUCACCAGGGGAACGCGUGUUCGUGGAGGGAUAUGAGACCGGCAAGCCUGACGAUAAACUAAACCCAAAGAAGAAGGUGUGGGAGAAACUGCAGGUGGACCUGAAGAUAUCAGACGAGUGUGUGGCUCAGUGGAAAGACAAGCAGCUGAUGACCAAACUGGGACAGAUCACGUGUAAGACUCUAAAAGGAGGCAACAUCAGUUAAACAUACACACACACACACACACACACACACACGGCUUCAUAUUGCAUCGACCGCUGAAGCUGCUCCUUCCGGCCACUUCAAGAAUACUCUCAUUAACACAUCGUCACGGCAGCAGUGUCACCCUCGUCAACACGUAUCCCGGAGAGCGACGGGACUCAGAUGAAGCUCGUCACUGUGCUUUUACAAAAAUACUAAAAAAGGAAAAAGAUGUAAUUCCUAAAAUUUUAGGUUAUGUGAAUGUGCACAUGCAAUGUUCUGCUCAGUGGAAGUAUUCUAUCAUUAGUUCAUUCCAGGAAGUAGAUACUAAAGAGGAUCUCAGGUUUCUAGAAAUGGGUGAAGUGUUUCAAUACUGUUUCUGGUUCAAUUCUCAUCUUAAAUGUCAAGACUGUGGCUGACCUGUUACCCUUGCUAAUGGGAAUGGUUAUAUGGGCUUCAGAUGUAUAUUAAAUAAUAAUGCCUUGUACUUAAAGACAGUUGUAAAGUGUACAUCCAUCCUGUCACCGACUGUCUUAAAUUAUACAUCAUCUCUCAUCUGAAAUAAAAACUGGUUGAAUUCUGUGGU